Messenger RNA from Punica granatum (pomegranate), 2117 nucleotides. The record is from RefSeq and is a predicted model, not a curated record. NCBI's taxonomy places the organism in Eukaryota, Viridiplantae, Streptophyta, Magnoliopsida, Myrtales, Lythraceae.
CCCCCCCCCCCCCCCCCCGCCCACCCCUCUCUCUCUGUGAAGCUCGAAUCAGCCCGACCAACGAGCAAACGCUGCUUCUCUCUCUCUCUCUCUCUCUCUCUCUCUCUGUCUGUGCUCAGUUUCAGCUCUGUGGGCCGCCGGAGUGUUAUGCUGAUCGGAGGGCGGUGGUGAUCGGGGGGGAAUCUCCGGACGGACAUGGGCGCGUGCGUCUCUGUGCCACGGGCAUGCGUCGGUGGCAGGCUGAGGUCGUCGAAGAAGAAGAAGGCGACCCCGACGGCCAACGCCACCUCCCGGAAGAGGCGGAGGGCGAUCCGCAGGAGGGUGUCCUCCCAUCGAUCCUCCGACGGAUCGCUCGAAAAGGUCGAUCCCAGACACCACGAUCGCUCCUUCAAUAACCCCGCCUUUCAAGGAGGAAGCAUUGAGGAAGCAUGGUUCGAUUCAGUUGCAGUAUUCGAUUCUGAUUGUGAUGAAGAUGACUACAGGAGCGUCCCUGAUGAUGUGCUGUCACUUAAUGGCUUGGAAGGGGCCUCCAGAUCAAGUACUGCCUCACUCAGAGAUUCCGUACAUGGAGAAAGUUUCCAACGUAUCUCUUCUAUUGAUCAGAUGCACAGACCGGCUGAUAUGCUACCUGGUAACUCCGGUGCUCAUGGUUUGCAUUCAGACGAUAUUGAUGCCAAUGCAAGAUCCAAUGAAGUAAAGAAACCUGUCUUCAUAGACGAAAUCUCUUCAUCUACAGAUGAAACGGUGGGAAAGGAGGAGGGAUUGCUGGAUAAUUGUGGGAUGAUUCCAGGCAACUGUUUGCCUUGUCUCGCUUCGACUGUGCCCUCAAUUGAAAAGAGAAGAUCAUUGAGCUCUAGUCCACCAAGUGCGAGAAAAAAAGUUACGUCAAAGCUUUCAUUCAAGUGGAGAGAAGGGCAUCCUAAUGCUACGCUUUUUUCGUCAAAGACUUUUCUGCAAAGACCUAUAGCUGGUUCUCAAGUGCCCUUUUGCCCUAUCGAAAAGAAAAUGCUUGAUUGUUGGUCAUUCAUUGAGCCAAGUUCCUUCAAAGUUCGGGGAGUGAACUACUUUAGGGACAAGAAGAAGGAUUUUGCUCCUAAUCAUGCGGCAUAUUAUCCUUUUGGUGUUGAUGUAUUUCUAACUCAGAGAAAGAUAGAGCAUCUAGCUCGUUUUGUGGAACUCCCUCCCAUCAAUUCCUCGGGAAAACUCCCUCCUAUUCUUGUUGUGAAUGUUCAGAUACCGUUGUAUCCUACUGGAAUCUUUCAGAGUGAAACUGAUGGUGAAGGGAUGAGUUUUGUUCUGUACUUUAAGCUUUCUGACAGUUACCAGAAGGAACUUUCUCCACAUUUUCAAGAGAGCAUCCUGAAAUUGAUAAACGAUGAAGUCGAGAAGGUCAAAAGUUUUCCUGUAGAUACGAUUGUACCUUUCCGGGAAAGAUUGAAGAUAUUGGGCCGCGUUGCAAAUGUGGAAGACCUGCACUUGAGCGCUGCAGAGAGGAAGCUUAUGCAGGCCUAUAAUGAAAAACCAGUUCUUUCACGACCUCAGCAUGACUUUUAUUCGGGAGAAAAUUAUUUCGAGAUUGAUAUAGAUAUGCACAGAUUCAGUUACAUCUCUAGGAAAGGUUUUGAAGCAUUCCUAGAUCGACUGAAGCUCUGCAUCUUGGAUAUCGGUCUCACAAUUCAGGGAAACAAGGCCGAAGAAUUGCCGGAGCAGUUGCUCUGCAGUAUCAGGUUGAGUGGAAUUGACUACAGGAAUUACCAGCAAUUGGGGUUAAACCAGGACCCACCCCUUUGAUUGGCUUGAUUAUUAAAUCAUGUAAUGCAUUGAUCAUUAUCAAUCACUAUAUAUUUUCUAUUCGUACUAAUAAAAGAGCAAAUGUUCUGUGUCUGUUUCCUGUGGUGGGCAAUCGUUUCUUGCCUCCACAAGUUCAUAUUGCUGCAGCAGAGUGUAAAAUGUCUUGGGUUAUCUUUUGAACAUCCAUUCGCACUUUGCAGUGCUCAAAAGAAACCCAUCAAAGAAAAGCCUUGUCUGGAACUUAGGAAAGUUCUCUGUAUUCUCAAUGAGAUGAGAAAGGAUGUAGAUGCCCGAUGAAAAGAAUUCAUGCCCUGUUGCUUGGUUUC